Molecule: messenger RNA, 2698 nt
Organism: Seriola dumerili (greater amberjack)
Lineage: Eukaryota; Metazoa; Chordata; Actinopteri; Carangiformes; Carangidae
Gene: kcnk5a
Product: potassium two pore domain channel subfamily K member 5
Exons: 5
Coding region: 278-1861 (527 amino acids)
Biological process (GO): stabilization of membrane potential; potassium ion transmembrane transport
Cellular component (GO): membrane
Molecular function (GO): potassium ion leak channel activity
Source: RefSeq, a predicted model, not a curated record
GUGGAGAGAGUACUAAGCUGCAGUAGCACGCGCGCUCAGCUCGCGCUUUAUGACUUAACUUUUCGUGCUGUUAUGUCUCGAGCCCGAUGCCAUCAGCAACGGCACGUUUCUGUCAUUUCUCUGAGCCCAUCGUGCGGAAGAAGAAACAUUUUUGUUUAAGCCAAAAGACCUGCUGAGAAUGAGUCCCGCAUAACUUCGGGUAUUGUUAUCUACCCCCUCCUUCUCUCAUUCUCCCCCUAUCCCGCGCUCUCUCCAAGUUGAGUCAUUGUACAUAAGUAUGGUAGAUAAAGGCCCCUUGUUGACUUCUGCCAUUAUUUUUUACCUGUCCAUUGGGGCAGCAAUUUUUCAAGUCCUGGAGGAGCCCAAUUGGAAGCUGGCUGCAAAGCAGUAUAGUGCCAAGAAGGAUAAAAUACUUGAGGACCAUCCCUGUCUGACGCAAGAUGAUUUGGACAGAAUAUUAGAGGUGGUGUCUGAUGCUGCAGGCCAAGGGGUCACCAUAACUGGCAGUAAGACCUUCAACAACUGGAACUGGCCAAAUGCUGUUAUCUUUGCAGCCACGGUUAUCACUACUAUCGGAUAUGGUAACAUUGCCCCCAAAACAUCAGCAGGCCGUGUAUUUUGCAUCUUCUAUGGGCUGUUUGGUGUGCCGUUGUGUCUCACCUGGAUCAGUGAGCUUGGAAAGUUCUUCGGUGGCAGAGCCAAGCACCUGGGCCAGUAUCUAACCAAGAAAGGCUUUUCACUGAGAAAGGCUCAGUUCACCUGCACAGCUAUUUUUCUCCUCUGGGGUGUGCUGAUCCAUUUAGUACUCCCACCUUUUGUGUUUAUGUCCCAGGAGGGUUGGACAUACAUCGAAGGCUUGUACUUCUCAUUUGUCACCUUGACCACAAUUGGCUUUGGGGACUUGGUAGCAGGUGUUGAACCAAACAAAGAAUACCCGACUCUGUACCGUUACUUUGUGGAGGUGUGGAUUUAUCUGGGGUUGGCCUGGCUUUCUUUGUUCUUCAACUGGAAAGUGCGGAUGGUGAUAGAAGCUCACAAGGCCUUGAAGAAACGCCGUAAGCUGCGCAAGCUAUCUCUGGAUGAGCUCCGGCACUACAAAGAGUCUCACAAGGCUGCCCUCCGUCUGCCACCCACUCCCAAUGAUGUCAACAUCUUCAGCUUCCUGUCCAAGAAGCAGGAAGGCUACAAUGACUUGAUAAAGCAGAUUGGCACCAAAAAAGAUGACAGGACCAGUGGAAGCGCUGGCGGCAACAUCAAUAAAUCCAAAGACAUUGGUCGUUCAAAGAGCUGCAAUGAUGCUCCCAUGUUUAAUGCGCACACAAUCCUCAGUCUGGACCGCUCGCCACGCCAGAAGAGACGCUACAGUUUCAGUGACCGCGUCACUGUUGCUUUUUCAAAGUCCAAGAACUACCUCCUGGGCUCAGACAAUGGUUUGCUGCUGACAGAAGAUCACAUAGAGGGCGACCUAGACCUAAACCAGGACCAAAUGUAUGAGAACCAACUUGACAAGGACGUGGACCUCGAGAGCCGAGGAGUGGGAGACUGUGGACCAGGUGGUCGCAGGACAUGGGACUCUAAAGAGUACCAUCCCCUAACCUUCCAAAAUGCAAACAUUACUUUUAUUGACGAGGAAAACUUUCUCAGCAACAACUUGGAGGAAGAUGACGAUGAUGACGAUGAUGAUGAUUCUAAAGCAAAAAUAUCUAUUACCACAUGUGAUGAAAACAUUGAAACAAACUCCAAGGAGGAGCCGAGCUCUGAAUCUGAAGGCUCCGUGUUCACGAGUGACGGUUCAGAACACAGCCACUCGUAUGAGAAACUGGUAGAGGAAUAUGCAAAGGAAGAAAACACCGAAUCUUGAGAUACUAGAGUCUGUAACUGUGUUAAGUCAAUACAUCUUCCUGGUCACCUGUUGUUGACUUGGUUGGCAUUGAAGUAUAUGUAUUCUAAUGUGAACCAUUUGAAAGGAUAUCAGAUGUCCCGCUGCACAUUCGGAGUCUGAUAAUGAGACUGCAAAGAUCAAAUGUAAAAUCGGCGUCUUCUUGAUAAUACACAUCAUGUUGACUGAUUUCAAAAGUUCUUGAACGCUGUCCAGAAUCUUAAUGACUAUGGACCACAGAGCAUAACUUGUAACCCCAUGAGUAUCAAACAUCUGCUCUACUUCUGUCUUUUACACGGUUUCAGAAACUAUUGUAAUGUCCAAACCAAGAACUAUUUUCCAUGGUUGCAUGGAAAUGUAAUUGAUUUUUCCCAUAGUUUCUUCUAUGCAUAUUCACCAUAUUGGUGUUUUAUUAGUAUUUAUUAAAAUGAAGGACGUAGUAGCUUUUUAUUUAAAAAAAACAAAAACUACAUGGGUUUAUAUGUCUCUCAUUGCACAAUUCCACCAAAUGAGGACAGAUCAAAGUCCACUCCAUUGCAGAUUGUCUUUUUAAAACCUGAGCCAAACAUUUGUCCUUGAAGAAAAAUGUUGUUAAAGAAAGGGUUACGGGCCAAUUCUAACUCUUUCUUUCUUUUUUUUUCUUUGAUAUUUCAUUUCUUUGUUUUGUGAAGUCGUUGAUAACUUGUGUCUGAGAUUGCUGUUUAUUAUGACUGUAUGUGACAGAGUUGUGACUGCACAACAAGGUCAUCAGUGAUGCAUAGGCAACAUCUGAGUCCUGGAACCAACUGAGAGUGAACUUACAAAGGAAAAUCUUUUUUU